Apodemus sylvaticus (European woodmouse) is the source of this 1907-nucleotide messenger RNA. RefSeq names its product mal, T cell differentiation protein like (gene Mall). The record is from RefSeq and is a predicted model, not a curated record. Gene Ontology annotation, molecular function: structural constituent of myelin sheath. Gene Ontology annotation, cellular component: membrane. The transcript is spliced from 4 exons. The coding region runs from base 41 to 505 and encodes 154 amino acids. NCBI's taxonomy places the organism in Eukaryota, Metazoa, Chordata, Mammalia, Rodentia, Muridae. Gene Ontology annotation, biological process: myelination.
GCGAGUGCCGCGGAGUACAGACGCCAGCAUAGGUGACAGCAUGGCCUCCCGUGACACACCGCCGGCCACCAGCUACGCCCCGCCCGAUGUGCCCUCGGGGGUCGUCGCCUUGUUCCUCACCAUCCCCUUUGCCUUCUUUCUUCCGGAGCUGGUGUUUGGGUUCUGGGUGUGGACCCUGGUGGCUGCUACGCACGUCGCAUACCCCUUGCUGCACGGAUGGGUGCUGUAUGUCUCCCUCACCUCAUUUCUCAUCUCCCUGAUGUUCCUGAUGUCCUACUUGCUUGGGUUUUACAAACGAUUUGAGUCCUGGAGAGUCCUGGACAGCCUGUACCACGGCACCACAGGCAUUCUGUACAUGAGUGCCGCUGUCCUGCAAGCUCAUGCCACCAUCAUUUCUGAGCACCAGGACCUGAACCACUACUACAUCAAUGUUGCAGCCUCGUUCUUCGCCUUCCUCACCACGCUGCUCUAUAUUCUGCACGCCUUCAGCAUCUAUUACCACUGAAGUGCAGGGAGAACCGAACCCAGUGAGACCCUGGAGGCCGUGUGAUUAGCCCUCAAAGCUGGUCUUCCCAUUUGCCAACUGGAUUAUAAAUUCACCAAGCCACCCGAGGGGCCAACAGACCAUCUCUCUGGAAUGAUGAAGAGACUCACUUUGAACAUUUAUGUUCUUUGUGGUGACUAUGAGAAAACUAUCUCCCUGACCAAAGAUGACUGCCCCUCCUUCUCCCCCCAAAGACGACUGACUUUUGAUGUUCCCCCAACCGUGAACUCAGCUGAGCUCGGCUUUUCUAGAAAACUAACCCUGAACCCCUCAGACACUGUUUCAAGAUGCCUCCCCUGCUGUGUUGCCUGUUAGGAUCUUUUUGUUAAUGGUGCUCUCUACGAUAGGUUUAGAAAACAGUUAAUCUUAUUUUCUUAGAUAGGCGAGGCUCCACAAAGGCUUGACAGUCUACUGGCCCUGCACACACCUUGCUUGUAGCUUGUGCUAUGGCCCUGGAGCAGCUGUCGAGAUCUGCCUUCCUCCCUCAUCACACCCCACUUCCUAUAUAUUAAGGGCCCAAGGAAAAUGUACAUAAACCCAACGUUGAGGGUAAAUUUGUGGAAGAACUAAGCUGCCGGGUUUGGGGAGUCGGAAUGGGAAAGAUGCACAUGCUGUAUCCUUCAGAAACUGCAGGGCUUGGUGUGCCUGUGUGGAGCCUCCAGGACCAACCUUGGGAGGACCAGAGGCAUCCUUGUCUUUUAGAAAAGACUUCAGCAAAGGAGAUUGGAACAUCACAACCCUAGAUUUAUCUUCAGGCUCCUCCCAGAAACCCUGGGGAAGCAGCAGCUGCUCUAUUGUUCUAGGGUCUGUGAAAGGACCCAGAUGGAGGUCUACACUCAUUUCCAUGCGCUCUCAACUCUUCCUGGGGACCCUGUGGGUGGGGCCAGACUGCAGGAUUCAUCAUGGAAGGGUGUUUACAGUUUGGAGGCCUUUGGGCUUUUUCCAAGGACAGGCCUUGUGGAAAGAAAAGCAGGAAGUUCAAUGAACACGCUCCAGAGUUAGCUGGGCUCUUCGACCCAUCACCAUCUGGGCGUGUCUCAGCCCCAUGCCAAGGGUCCCUGCAUGCCAAGGGUCCUCACCCGACAGUCCAACCAUCUAAUUACCAAAGGGACUUCACUAAAUCUAACUUUUCUCCAUUUGUGUGUGUGGUGGUGGGGGGCGGGGUGAGACGUGGCGGGGCUGGGACAUGGGUUUAUGUGUGCAGGCUUAGCUUCGCCACUGUUUACCAGUCACUAAUUGCCCCAACAUCUUGAAAAGCCACCACUUAUCUCUGUUUUUGUAGCCUGGGAUCUAUCUGUGAUCUUCACCAUUGAGUAGUUGCUAAAUGACCUCGAGCAAAUAAAAGAUGGUUGGGCAGUGGGAA